AUGGCAUCAUCAAGCAUCUCAAGACAGGCCCCUCGCCUGCUCGGCCGAGCUAUGCGCAAUCCCAGAAUGGCGGUCUCAAGCUUCCGCGCUCUUCCCAGCAUCUCCCGCGCAGCCACUCCCUCAGUUUCUUCGCAGCGACGGCAAUUCUCGGCGCAAAUGAUCUUGCGCAAGGGCAUCAUGCCGGAUACUUCCAACCCGGACAAGGCGCCAACCGGAAGUCAGGUAACGUUUGUUGCCGCUGAACUCUCUGACGAGGAGUACCACGACCUGUCGAAUGAGUACCUGAAUGACCUCCUCGAGAAGUUUGAAACACUCCAGGAUGACGGCUCUCCAAUCGAUGUGGAAUAUUCAUCCGGUGUCAUGACCGUUACCGUAGCCAAUAAGGGCACCUACGUUAUCAACAAGCAGCCCCCCAACAAGCAGAUCUGGCUCUCAUCGCCUCUGUCCGGUCCCAAACGAUACGACUUCUGCGUUGCCAGCGAGGGGCAGGGAGAUAAGGAGGGCACGGCAUUGGGGACAUGGAUAUACUCACGAGAUGGGUCGAGCUUGGACGAGCUUAUACAUAAGGAGAUUGAAGUGGACUUGUGA
Messenger RNA from Trichoderma asperellum CBS 433.97, 588 nucleotides. RefSeq lists its product as uncharacterized. The record is from RefSeq and is a predicted model, not a curated record. Gene Ontology annotation, molecular function: 2 iron, 2 sulfur cluster binding; iron chaperone activity; ferrous iron binding. NCBI's taxonomy places the organism in Eukaryota, Fungi, Ascomycota, Sordariomycetes, Hypocreales, Hypocreaceae. Gene Ontology annotation, cellular component: mitochondrion. Gene Ontology annotation, biological process: iron incorporation into metallo-sulfur cluster; intracellular iron ion homeostasis.